Molecule: messenger RNA, 7302 nt
Organism: Ochotona curzoniae (black-lipped pika)
Lineage: Eukaryota; Metazoa; Chordata; Mammalia; Lagomorpha; Ochotonidae
Gene: SLF1
Product: SMC5-SMC6 complex localization factor 1
Exons: 20
Coding region: 283-3477 (1064 amino acids)
Biological process (GO): positive regulation of double-strand break repair
Molecular function (GO): protein binding
Source: RefSeq, a predicted model, not a curated record
GUUCUUUUGUACAAAAUUAUGUUUAUCAGUGUGUUUUGGUGGCAAGUAAUAUAAUGCAAAUGUUCAGUGUUCAGAAAUGUGCCUAUGUGACCAUGUGGUAAAAAGGCAACUUUGAAAGCUAGCUUCUACUGUAUAUAAGUAAAUUUAAUAUUAUUAACAGUUGUGCUUUGCAUGCUUACUUCGUCGUGUGUUCAGUGUUUUUAAUGUGUUCAUAUUUAGCAUUCAGUGUCCUCUCUGGGGAUAAGAUCAUCUUCAACGUGCUUUCUGUUAUGUAUUUGAUAGAUGGAAGAGGAUGCCCCAAAGCACAUCAUCCAGAUCACUGGAUUUAAGAUGGAAGAAAAGGAAGCUCUAGGCAAAUUGCUUUUAAAACUAGAUUGCACUUUUAUUAAGAGUGAGAAAUACAAGAACUGUACACAUCUUAUAGCUGAACGACUGUGUAAGAGUGAAAAAUUUUUAGCAGCUUGUGCCGCAGGCAAGUGGGUCCUCACCAAGGACUACAUCAUUCACAGUGCUAGGAGCGGAAGGUGGCUGGACGAGACAACUUACGAAUGGGGUUAUAAGAUUGAAAAGGACUCCCAUUAUUCCCCUCAAAUGCAGUCUGCACCCAAAAGAUGGCGGGAAGAACUGAGGCGCACCGGUGCGCCAGGAGCUUUUCACAGAUGGAAAGUGGUCCUGCUUGUCCGAGCUGACAAGAGGAGUGACUCCCUCAUGAGAGUUUUGGAAGCUGGAAAGGCAGAUGUUGUUUUGCCGAAAAGCUCAUCGAGUGGAGUAACCCAUGUGAUUGCCAGUAAUGCAAGAAUCAGUGCGGAGAAAGAAAAAGACAACUUUAAGGCUCCAUUUUAUCCAAUUCAGUAUCUUGGGGAUUUUCUUUUAGAGAAAGAAAUUCAAAAUGAUGAAGAUUCCCAAAUCAGUUCUGUUUUGACCAGGUGUGCUAAUCAAGAAAAAAACAGAGAUUUGAAAAAAGAGAAAGAAUUUCCUGAAAUGAAAGGUGCCUUAAGACAGACCAUCUGUAGAACUCAGGUAAAAUUUUGUAUGGAAAAUCGUGAUGUUAAUAAUAGUUCUGUUUUGACUGAACAUCACAGAAGAGAAAAAUUCAGAGACUCCAGUAAAAGUUUGAAAUAUUUUAAAAUGAAAAAUACGCUAGGAAGGCAUGCAUUUGGAAAUCAGAAGAAAAAAAAGAAAAAAGAACCAGAUAUUCACCGGAAUUAUUCUUUGAGGAAAAAACGAAAAACAGAAACUGAUUGCAGAAAAGAGAUCGAACAUGACAAAAUAAGAAGAACCUUAAGAAACCAUAUGCAUUAUAGCGACCAGUACUUUUACAUGUAUGCAAAGGAAAUGAAGAAUUCUUUUUUUGCUGAUUAUGGCAAAGAAUCAAGGGCAAAAGACAGAGCAGAUGCGGAUAUUACUGAAGUAAAAAAUGCCUUAAAGAAGCACAUAUACAGAGCUCAGGCUGUCAGAUACAACUGCAUUAGGAUAGAUAAAGAACCCAUGUACAAUGCAGAGGUUAAAAAUACUGAAUUUCCCAGAGGUGUAUUAAAUUUAAUUGAAAGUCUCAUAGAAGGGCAGUUCUUUAAGGAAGCAAUAGAGGAGCUUUCCUCCUUGCAAGCACAAUAUAUCCCCCCUGUAUGCCUUCUUCAUGCUCUUCUAGAAAAUGUUCUACAGGAUAACAUAGAUACAUUUUCUGGUCGAUACUUUCAUGUAUUGUCAGCUCUUCUUCAUCUGCAUCCUCCCUGGAAGUCCCCAGCCAUGUCCAGAUAUUACUUAGAGUUAUUCCAGUGUCCAACUUGUAUGAAAGGAGCCUGGUCCCUGGUGGAAGUACUUAUCAGAUCUUGCCUUUUCAAUGAAAAUUUUUGUCAUCAAAUUUCUGAAAGUAUCAGUGAUUCUAAGGUACUCUACUUGACACUACUCAAAUUUUUUCUGAAUUUAGUUGAAAGUGAAGUGCGACAUCUGAGUCAAAGGCUGUGUGACUGGUCAGAUUCUGAGAGUCUGAAAAUAACAGGAAAGGCAGUUAUUCUGGAAAUCUUCUGGUCAGGAAGUGAGACUUCUGUACUUCUGACAAAACCAGUGAAUAUGCUUUUAGAAUGGACCAUAUAUUCUCACAAACAAAAAUGCAAGUCUAAUGAUGUCUUCAAACAUGAGCUUGCUUACUUACUGACUGGAAUUCUUGGGGCUGCGAUAGAUUAUUGGAUCUUUCUUGGUCUGAAGAUGGGUAGAAAUGUGAUACGACACAUGUCUGAUGACUUGGGAAGCUAUGUUUCCCUGUCCUGUGACGACUUUUCUUCACAGGAAUUAGAGGUUUUCAUUUGCUCCUUUUCCUCCUCCUGGCUUCAAAUGUUUGUUGCCGAGGCAGUCUUCAAGAAGCUAUGUUUACAAAGCUCCAUCAGUGUUUCCUCAGAGCCUCUCUCUCUCCAGAAAAUGGUAUAUUCCUAUUUGCCAGCUUUGGGAAAAACUGGUGUUGUGCAUGGAAGUGCAAAGAUACAGAAACCAAAGAAAAUAGGACAGCGGCCUUGCCUCGAAUCUCCGAGAGCGCUACUGAUGUUGAAUGGUGCUAAACGGAAGCAGGUCGAAGGGCUUUCCGAGUUACCAGAACGAAACCUUUCUAAAUGUUCCUCAUCAUUAAAAAAGCUGAAAAAGAAGUCAGAAGGGGAACUGUCAUGUUCCAAGGAGAAUUGCCCCUCUUUAGUUACUAAGAUGAAUUUUCAUAAGACUAAUCUGAAAGGAGAAACAGCCCUGCAUAGAGCUUGCAUAAAUAACCAAGUGGAGAAAUUGAUUCUUCUUCUGUCUUUGCCAGGAAUCGACAUCAAUGUUAAAGACAAUGCUGGCUGGACGCCUUUGCAUGAAGCCUGUAACUAUGGCAACACAGUGUGUGUCCAGGAAAUUUUGCAACGUUGUCCAGAGGUAGAUCUGCUCACUCAAGUGGACGGAGUGACUCCUUUGCAUGAUGCACUGUCAAACGGACACGUAGAAAUUGGCAAGCUGCUACUACAGCAUGGGGGCCCAGUGCUUUUACAGCAGAGGAACUGUAAGGGAGAGCUGCCCUUGGAUUACGUGGUAUCCACGCAAGUCAAGGAAGAGCUGUUUGCUGUGACGAAGGUUGAAGACACAAUGGAGAACUUCCAUGCCCAGGCAGAGAAACAUUUUCAUCACCAGCAACUUGAAUUUGGUUCAUUUUUACUUAGUAGGAUGUUGCUAAACUUUUGUUCAAUUUUUGAUUUGUCUGCAGAGUUCAUGUUAGCUUUCAAAGGGUUAACCCAUCUGAAUGAACUGCUCAUGGCUUAUAAAAGUUAUAAAGAAUCGACCAGUGCUCAUACCGACUGGCUGUUAGAUCUUUAUGGUAGAAACAUAAAGACACUGCAGAAGCUCCCAAAUAUUCUCAAGGAACUUCCUGAGAAUUUGAAAGCAUGUCCUGGGGUACACACCGAGGCCUUAUUGGUGACCUUGGAAAUGAUGUGUCGAUCAGUCACUGAGUUUUCAUGAUCAUGCCAAAAAGUAUGAGGCAAUGUUCUAAAACUGCUAAACUUGCUUUGUUGUCUGUGAUGGACUGCAUAGCAUAUUAACCCGUAAUUUAUUUAUUGACAGACUUUAUAGCUUUACUAAAUCUUAAAAGCACUUGAAGCACUUCGGCAAAGCUAUUAAUAGGCAUUUUUUUUUUUUUCCGGUGUGUGGGAUUUGACCCAAAAGUAAAAAUAGUUUUGUUUGAUACACUGCUUUUAUUAUCUCUUUUAAGUUUUUUGUUAUGAAAAUGAUCUUAUUUAUCUAUUUAUGUUAUGUAUACAAAAAAAUUUUUUUUUCAAAUCAAAAUGUCCUCUUCUAGGUGACCUAGGUGUUAGAAUCAUGGCAAGGGUAUUCAUACAUAUUGUGUCUAUAAGUGUGUCACUCUCUUUCUUUAUAGAUGUUUGGACUAAAAUAUACAUUUUGAGUUCUGUGUAUUUCUAAAAUAAACAUUUCUAAAAUUUAUGGUAAUACUCUUUUGGAUUUUAAAUGCAUAGAAUAUACAGUCUAAUGAGUCAGUCACUUGAUUUUUUUUUUUUUUUUUAACUUUACAAUGGCAGUACAAAAUACAUUACUGCUCCCGGUAACCAGUAUCUGUGAGUGAGAACAUGAUUGCAUAACAACAUUCUAAGUAUUAAGAUUCUAGAUCUCACCUAAAUGAUAGAUUUGGAACUAUAUAAAAUCUUGCUGUGUGGUAUAAAUUUAGAGAGUAAUAAUGCUUCAGUUUACAGUUUUUUCCUGACGGCAGUUUAUAAUAGAGCUGAGAGAGUAUGGAUAUCAGCCUCUUUUGAAAUUGGAGUUGCUUUGCUUUGGGAGUGAGUUACAUUGUGAUACAGCUGGAAAGGAAACAUUAAAACUUCCAUUUAGCUUUUAUGUAAGCAAUGUUACGAUCACAUUACAACAAUUAAUCUGAAGAAGUACAAUUAAAUUUUAUCUUGAAAAUCAGCCUUUUGACAAGAUCCAAAUGCUCAGCCAUCAUAUUGCUAGGUUUAUAUAUAAAUUGAAAGUUGAUAUAAUAGUAUGCCAGCCAAGAAUAAAAAUCAAGGGUUUUUUUUUCUUUGCCUGUUUUCUAACAACAUAUUUCCUACACAUUUCUCAGCUAUUGAUUGCUUCUAUUAGGUUUUCAAAUCUAACUUCAUGCACAUACUUUUUUUUUUCCUAGUCUGCCGAAGUAUCAAAAAAAAAACAUGAUUUACUGCAAAAUAUCUAAAGGAUUUGAAAAUACUCAUGGGAAGUGAAAUACUUCCCCAACAGUGAAUAAACGCAUUUUUAUGCCAGAGCACCUGUGCUAAUUGCUCAGUAAGCUAAAGUGAAGAAUGUAGGGUCAGAUCUUUUGCAGGUUUUUAUUCUUGCCAUGGCAGAGUGAAGUUGGCUAAUCCCAUUGUAUGGCACUUAAUAAAUAGUGUUUCUUUGCUACUUACUUCCUCCUGAGUAUAAGAAACUAUUUAAACCAAAAGUAAAAAUAGUAAUUACUUUCUAAAGCAUGAGUUUGAGUUUUAACAAAAGGUUUUCUAACUUAGACAUUCAGAAAAAGUGUUUAGUUGUAUUUAGUGUUAAUAUUUCAUAAUGGUUGUAUGAGGAUAUAUAGUAUAAAACACUUAAAUACCCCUGAGGUCUCAGAGGUUUUCUAGUUCCUCAGAAGUCCAGUUUGGCAUACAUAGGCUACUGUCUUUCCUGAAUUAACAAUAAUAAUAUAAAUGGGAAUUUAAACCUGCAAGGGGAAAAAAAAAAACCUAAACACUCUAUUGAUCCUAGAAUGUAUCAGUCUUCUUACAUUAAAUUAUAAAAAGAAAUUUAAAAAGGAAGCAGUUGCCUUAAACAAACAAAACAAGUUCUUAAAACUAGAAAAUAAAGAAAUUCUAAUACAAUUCGUAGUUAUUUUGAACCCCAGCCUUUAAGCUGGACACUUCUCCAGGUUGUCAUUGAAGACCAGACUGAGUAAUGCUAUUCAUCACUAGGCCAGAUUUGGCAUCAUAGUUCCUUGUAAUUGUUUAGGGGGGAAAUGCUUAGAUUAAAAAGCCUGGAAGGAAAUUUCUGAAUUGUUAAGACACAGCUUUUCUCCAGGUAGUGCUUACAGGUCAACAAUUCUCUUUGAAGUUGUGUCAUCUACAUCAUUAAUUUUUAAUUUUCCUAGCAGGAUGGUCCAAUUAUAUGCCUUUUCUGCCAUUUCACCAACUCCAAAAUGACCAGAAAAACAUUUUUCUCAUAUCAAUAAUAUAAGCAAUUACUCAACAAUGUUAAAUUCUUCAUUUUUUGAUACAUGAAAACCCUACUGAGUACUGGGUGGCAUGUUUGACAGGGGUUCAAAGAAAGGAGAAACGAUUACAGGCUGGGAAGGAGAGCUAGGCUUACAUGAUUUGGAGUUUUAUUGCUUUAAUAUAUGCUCUUGGGGAAAAAAAUAAGCCAUACCAUGAAUCUUAAAUUUGCUUAAUAACUGGCUUUGGCAUUUAAAAGUAAAUAAUUAAUCUAAUAGUCUAAUCCUUUGAUCAGUAUUUUUACAGUGGAUAACGCGAGGGUUCUGUUUUUUCACUCUUCAUGAGCAAAUAUGUAGUCUUUAAGAUGCAUACCUUAAUGUUGAGAUUCUUCACAUGAACUCCACAAACCCCUUGCCAUUUUCCUGUUUGCUGUUUUAGAAAGUUAAUUAAAUGAACACCCACACGUGAAAAGUUUGGGUGGAAUGUGCCGUCCUUAUGCCUUCCUCCACCUUCCCAGCUCAGUGAUGAACUUGAGAGCCUGUCAGUGUUGCUCCUUAAUCAGGAGAAAGAGGUCAUCUUUGAGUGACAUGAGGCACUCUUUCCCUCAGGCAUUUAUCGCCCCGUACCUUUCACACCAUUAGCACUUCCUGCUGAAGUGGAGCUUGCAAAAGCUUGGAAUGAUAAUUGUUUUUAUAACAAAUGUGGAUUGAGUUAGAAAGGUCAGAGAUGGCAUUAUUGGAAUUAGGCUGUGCCUGGUGAUGCCAAAGCUGCAUACAUGCAAUAGUUAACUAGUCCUUGUAAAUCACAUUAUGUUAUCCAGAAAUCCAUCUUGUAGGUUAAAGUCAGUGGUGCUGGGAGGACUCACACUGGUGGCUGCUUGCUCUGGUACAGAUGUAGAAAUGAUUAGAUCAUAAAUUAAUUAGAAGGGGUUUUAUUACUAUUGUACUUGGUCCCAAGCAUAGAUCUUUCAGGGUACUGCAAAUUCUGCUCAAGAAUGUAAACGUCUCGGGAUACUUUUAUCUUGCUUAGUCAUUAAAUGUUUAAAAAGAAUUUGCCAUCUCAAAGCAAAUGCUGAUUUUACAGAACAUCCUAAAAUAAGUCUAACUCAUGCAGACUGGAAAUGUCAAGCAACGUACACCCGUACCCGUCUUUGCGCUCUGAGAUACUUGAAUGCUUGACUUGUUGGAGUGGGCAAAAACAUUCUGUUAAAUUGUUUGAAAAAUGUGUUAGGUUUCCCAAAGAAAAAUGACGAUGAUUAGAUAUUUUUCACAGAUAAUCUCCUGUUGGGGAAUAUUUUCUGUAUUCUGUUUGUAUUAUUCUGUAAACUUUGUAAAAUUCAGUUCAUUUAUGACAAAUUGGAGGUGUUUUUUGUUUCAUGUUUUCUUAAGUUUACAUAUAGGUUUAAUAUGCUUAACACGUUUUUUAAAAAGGAAGUAGCACUCAGUGGUUAACACGAUGGCUUUUUAAAAAUGUUCUUCUCUUGAAACUCUUCCCCUUUUUAAAACAAAAUUUUGUUGAAUGUGUUUUCUCCUAUGUUUCUAAGCUGUUUGUGAAAUAAAAAUCCAAGGAAAAAAGCUAAUAAUCAAAUAGAAAAAUAUAGUUGUAUUGUACUAUA